Molecule: messenger RNA, 498 nt
Organism: Protopolystoma xenopodis
Lineage: Eukaryota; Metazoa; Platyhelminthes; Monogenea; Polystomatidea; Polystomatidae
Source: the annotation of a GenBank genome assembly
AAGGUCGGCGAGCUCGGCAACAACGGGCCGUUCGGUCCGCCGGGCCUCGUCGGUCUGCCCGGUCAGGCCGGUCUGCCCGGCCGGUCUGGCCUGCCCGGCAGACCGGGUCUGCCGGGCUCCGAGGGCCAACAGGGUCUGCCCGGAGAGCCGGGCCUGCCCGGAGACGAGGGUGUGUCCGGCCUCGACGGCGCCAAAGGUGGCGCCGGCCUGACGCCCAACUGUGCCAUCGGCCUGCCCGGUCAGUCGGGCGGACAGGGUCCUCAGGGUGCGCAAGGCAUGCCGGGACCAAAAGGCGUCCGAGAUGGCAGCAAGGGUUCAGCAGUCUACAAAGUCCACAUUCCAAGAUUUGAUGAGGAUAUGUACAAGGUGGGCUUUGUGAUAACGAGGUCAGACAAAAGCGAUUCUAAAACUCUUUUCAUACUUGGCCAAUUGUGGUACAAUUCAAUCCUGGCUUUGUUACAUGCCAUCCCAGACAUCCAUUCAGACCGACAUGCCUGA